AUGCGGCGGCUUUUCGGGUUCGCUCUGACAGCUCUCUCGCUGGUCCCCUUUACGAUCCCUUUCCCACUUCUACCGGAAGACGAGUAUGGCCCCUUGGAAAAGCGUGCACCAAACUCCGAGAGAGCUAAAGCUGUUAAGGAGGCCUUUGAGUUUGCUUGGAGCGGCUAUAUGAAACAUGCAUUUCCCCACGAUGAACUACGGCCUGUUUCAAAUACUCCCAGUGACUCCCGAAAUGGUUGGGGUGCCACAGCUGUUGACGCCCUUUCUACUGCAAUUAUAAUGGACAGUCCUGAAAUCGUCAAGACCAUUUUGGAGCAUAUCUCGAAAAUCGACUACUCGAAGACAAAAUCUGGCGUCAGUUUAUUUGAGACGACGAUCCGCUAUCUGGGAGGAAUGCUUUCUGGCUAUGAUUUGUUGAGUGAAAAUAACAUGGGCCAAAAUCCGGAUCAUAUCAAAGCACUCUUAACGCAAUCCAAAAAUUUGGCGGACGUCUUGAAAUACGCUUUUAAUACCCCCAGCGGCAUACCCUCCAAUAAUCUGAUCAUUGGCGACCAGCUGACGGAUGGUGGGACUUCCAAUGGAAUUGCAACUAUUGGAACUCUUAUCCUCGAAUGGAUGCACUUGUCGGACCUUACAGGGGAUCCAGAAUAUGGGAGACUCGCCGAGAAGGGAGAAUCAUACCUUCUUAAACCGAAAACUGCGGGAGCUGAGCCAUUCCCUGGCCUCAUUGGAUCAGAGCUAAACACUACCACUGGUCAUUUCUUGAAUUCUGAUAUCAGCUGGGGUGCAGGUUCCGAUUCAUUUUAUGAAUACUUAAUAAAAAUGUUUAUUUAUGACGAGUCCCGGUUUAAAACUUAUCGAGAUAGAUGGGUUCUUGCAAUCGAAUCGUCGAUUAAGCAUUUGAAAGUUUCGCUACCUUUGCGUCCCGAAUUUACCUUCCUAGCUCCGUACAGCAACAAGAAACUUGGUUCCAGUUCUCAGCAUUUGGCUUGUUUUAACGGUGGCAAUUUUCUUCUCGGGGGACAAGUCCUCAACCGUCAGGAUUUUGUCAAAUUUGGAUUAGAUCUUGUCAAAGGAUGUCGUCAUACGUAUAGUUCCACGGCUACGAAAAUUGGCCCAGAGGGAUUCAGUUGGGAUAAGUCGAGAGUACCCAAAGAUCAAAGGUCAUUCUAUAGUAAGAAUGGAUUUUUCAUUACUAGCGGGGACUAUAACCUGAGACCAGAGGUCAUUGAGAGCUAUUACCAUGCCUACAGGAUAACUGGCGACACCAAGUAUCAGGACUGGGUGUGGGAGGCGUUCGAAGCCCUUGUCAGGACAUGUCGAACGGAUUCCGGCUUUUCUGCCAUCUCUAAUGUAAAUACUCUUGAUGGUGGAAAUAAGAAAAAUUUCCAAGAAAGCUUUCUUUUCGCUGAGGUGAUGAAAUAUGCGUACAUGACAUUUGCACCCGAAGCUAGUUGGCAAGUGGCUCGCGAGGGGAAGAAUAAAUUUGUCUUCAACACUGAAGCUCAUCCACUUAAAGUUCGCACAAAGGGAUAG
Messenger RNA from Paracoccidioides brasiliensis Pb18, 1536 nucleotides. RefSeq lists its product as uncharacterized. Gene Ontology annotation, biological process: carbohydrate metabolic process; N-glycan processing. Gene Ontology annotation, molecular function: mannosyl-oligosaccharide 1,2-alpha-mannosidase activity; calcium ion binding. The record is from RefSeq and is a predicted model, not a curated record. The transcript has 8 exons. Gene Ontology annotation, cellular component: endoplasmic reticulum; Golgi membrane. The coding region runs from base 1 to 1536 and encodes 511 amino acids.